Molecule: messenger RNA, 3852 nt
Organism: Lineus longissimus
Lineage: Eukaryota; Metazoa; Nemertea; Pilidiophora; Heteronemertea; Lineidae
Exons: 11
Coding region: 88-3240 (1050 amino acids)
Biological process (GO): protein phosphorylation
Molecular function (GO): protein kinase activity; ATP binding
Source: RefSeq, a predicted model, not a curated record
CACUUCCUGGUUGUUGCUUAUCAUAUCAUGUUAUUCAAGCCAUUGCCUCCCAGGCUGUUUGUGUUGAAUAUCUAACUUUGAACAGAGAUGGCUGCAAUUCGCAGUUACACAGAAACGGACGUCAAUAACCUGGUGGAUCUUCCUAGUGGUAUUGCCUUCUGUAUUCAGCACAACAUUGAAUAUGAUGACCUGGAAAACGUGGAUGAGAUUAAGGAAAGGGCAAGAAGAAAUCUCCUUGGGAGAAUUGCUCCUGAUUGCAGGACUGAGAUGCAAGAGAAGUUCAGAGGUUUCACAGCAAGAGAUGCUGGGCUUCGGACACUACACUGCAGUGUUUAUGAAGAACUGCUGCAUUUCUUCUCUCUUGAACAAUGCACAGAUGAUGUAAUCCAGUUGGUUAACAUGGCUGUUCCAUACUGUGAAGACAAAAUUGUUCAAAAUUAUAACCGAUUCAAGGAUAAUGGUUGUCCCAUACUUGUGGCAGGUGAAAGUGGGGCUGGGAAAAGCAGCUUUUUAAAUCUCUUGAUUGGCUCGAAGAUAAACCCAGUCGAUGACAGCUUGAAUGCAACUUCGACCAUCUGUGAACUGCAUAACGACGACAAUAAAGCUGAUGCUGAGAUCACAUAUGGCCCACAUCACCCGGAGAUAAACAAAGGAAAGAAUCGGGAGAUUCUAAGCCUUGAUAUUCAGAAUCCUGAAUCUGCUCAAAAGCUGCUGCAGAGGUACACCAUUGGACAGGAUCGGACAAGGAGAAUCUAUGACUUGAUCAAAAUACACUGGCCUAUUCCAAUGCUUCAGGGGAAGGUGUUCUUGGUGGAUAGUCCUGGUGUUGGUGAGAGUAAAGCUAUGUCAGAAAAGGUAUUGAGUUACCUUCCAAAGGCAGCUGCGUUUAUCUACAUUAUCAAUUGCAGCAUCAAUGGAGGAGGGAUUUCAGAAGGACGGCUUGAGGUUCUUCUGGAGCCAGUGACCAAUCAAAAGGAUGUCGAGGAACUUCAGGUGUUCAAUCCAGAGUCGGCCAUAUUUGUUCUCAAUCAAUGGGACGAAGUUGAAAACAGUGCGAGGGAGAACGUUCGAAGGCGCAAUAUCAAUAAGCUCAAGAGACUCUGGCCUGGGCUUAAGGAGGAAAAACAGGUUUACUGUUUGUCAGUAAAGGAGGCUCAAAAGAAGUUGGACAUGGGAGGUGGAGAAACAAGGGAGUACAAGGCACUAUUAGAUGGCCUGUAUCACUUCAUGGAGACAAGCCUCAAUCUCACUAUUGAUAACCAUCACAGGUGGCUGAGUUUCGUUCACGGUAGGCUUCUGAAUAUUGUUCAGACAAACUUCACCAGUGCGAAGAGAACCAGACAUCAAAAUGCAAUGUUGGGUAAAGAAACAAAGGAAAAAUUGGACCAACUUAAAGAGGAGGCAGAUAAUGUCAUUGGAACAUUGGAAGAGAAACUGAAGACAAAAAUGGAUGAAAUAGCUGCUGCGGUAGUUGCUCAUUUAGUUGACGAUGCAACUGUGGAACGUCUGGCAGUGGAAUGUUACAUGCUCGAUGACCAUGAGACUGCAGACGAAAUGAGUGAGAAUGAGAGCUGGUGCAACGAGUACAUUGUGAAGGUGAUAACAGAAGAAGUACGUGUAUGGGAAUCAGACAAAAGGUUGAUUGAAAAUUCAAAAUCCGAACUGAUUGCCGAGUUCAAAAGGAGCUUCUACAGAGUGGGAAGUAUGUUGCAGGAGAUUGAAGGAGGGAUGCAGGGAACUGCAUCAAGUGGGACAAACACUACACCUCUGUUCAUCAAACCAGGCAGUCCCGGUCAGGGGCUAUCAUUUACCUCCACAGAGAAGCUGGUUAUGGGACUGACUGCACCUGUGUGGUUGCCACUGGCUGUAAUAACAUUGACAAUAUCCCUACCUAUCUUAGCAACAAUAGCAUUGCAUGACAUUAUCACACAACACCAAGAACUGGUGAGUUACAAAAGGGACAGGAUGCCUUUUAUAAGGAGGUGGACACGUGCAGCAGUGGAGGGCCUAACAGCAGAGAUGAUCAAGGAGCAGGUUGUGAAGAAGCGGAUGAUGCAGAUCGGUGAACAGCUUGAGCACUUCAAGGGACAGAUCCCACAGAUUAUCGAUGCAGAUGUGAAGCUGAUGGAGAAAGUAGAACGUGAGAUGAGGAAGCAGGCUGACAUUGAAGGACAGUACAGUCCACUGCACAAACAGUUGAAGAAAAGCUUCGGGAAAUUACAGUACAUCAAGUUAAAGUUUCUUCAAGAGGAGGAGCCGGACUUCUAUCCCGAUUCUGCCAUCGCCGUUAAGGAAAAACUUGGUGGCGGGUCAUUCGGUGAAGUGUAUGUAGUUUCCCUUAUAAGAAGAGGAGAGACAGAACCAUGUAGAGUUGCAGCUAAGGUGAUGAAGGAUGAGCUCACUGAGAGAACAUCGGUUGAGUUUACACAGGAGCGAGACAUCCUCAAGUCGCUCAGCCAUGAGAACAUCAUCCAGUACAUAGGUACAUCUAUCAAUAACGACAACAGAUUCGUCCUUCUGAUUGAGUUGUGCAGGUGCACCCUCGCAUAUGAAAUCUUUGGAGGCAAGGUGCCAGUCCCAGGGAAGCAGACAGAUCAGGAGGAGUUUGUACUGGCUUUCAAGGAGAUGGUGGACCGAUCCCGCCAGAUUGCCAAUGGUUUGGUGUUCAUCCACAACAAAAAAUUUGUGCAUCGGGAUGUAAAGAUGUCAAACAUAUUGGUGACUGAUACAGGUGUUCUCAAACUGAGUGACAUGGGGCAGGCCAAACCUGAGUCUAGCAUCACCGGCACAUUCCGAGGCACACGGUUCUACCGCGAUCCAGAAGUUUUACGCGGCGGUCUAGCCACACAGCAAGCAGACAUCUACAGCCUCGCUAUCAUCAUGUACCAACUAUGGUUUGGAUUCAUCGUGUAUAGUGACGUCUUUGCUGCACAUUUAACCGACUUGGAGGCAGUUGAAGAAGAAAUUCGUCGAGGAGAACUUAAACCACAUUUUGAUGUCUCAGGCUAUCGACACCCAAUACCCGAGUGGUGCCAACUCCUGGAGGACAGCUGGCGAGACAAGACAGCUGCUGACCAAUCACCUAAGCGUAACACUAGUCAACAAAUUUAUGAAAGUUUGGGGAAAAUGCUCACGGUUGAGUUCAUCACAGAGAAGGUUCAGCCGUACGUGAUGGCUGUGGAUGUCUCUCAGCACAUUGAUAGUGCUGGGAGAGAGGAAUCAUCACCCUACUUUUUCUGAGAGGACACAAGAACACCGAUGCAGAUUGGAGAAGCCAGAUAAUCUGAUUAGGAUUAAGUGUCUCCCCGACUUCUUACUUCAGAGGGGUGAAAGGGCGUCCUCAGUCUCAACAGAGAAGUGUUGUGACACCAAGUAUUCUGUGCCAUUUAUAAAUAAUCACAAUAAUACUCUACUAUUCCGAACUGUGAUAACUGUUAUCUCUACCACAAAUGUGACCCGUCACAGCAAAACUAGGCGCUUGUCGCUCUGAGCUUGGCAGGUUGAGACGGACUGUUUGUUCAUUUCUCUAUUGUCUGCCUUUUGUGAAAUAUGAGCACAUAGAUUUCUUCCAUUAUCUCUUGGUGUCAUUUAGGCUCAUCUUCUGUGCGACAUGCGCCUGGUUUAGCUGUGACGGGUCACAAAUGCAGCACACAUUCAAGGAGUAAAGUGGAAUCGUAUCACAUUGGAUUCCCUCUAGUUCCAGUGCUUGUAAUAAUGUCAUACUUCGGUAUUGUAUUAGCAGACAAUCUUCUCUUGUAAGAUGUAUGAGAUAAUCUAAUGUGCUAAUCUAAAGUGUUGAGAAACUCGCAUGUAGUCCAAAAUUUGGUUGAGAUUAAUGGCAGACUUUUAUUG